CAGAGGCCAGAAUAGCUGGCCAGUGUUGUUGUCCAAAUAGAUGAGAGCAAGGUCAUUGAGGAUGUUUGCCCUUGGCUUCUGCAAUAUUUCACUGAGGAUUGCCUUUCUUGAGCAGUAAUAACCAGGGUUCUGUUUUCUGGAUUCCUUUUGCCUUCAUUUCAAGGUGUCAGUCUCCUUCCCCAUCCCUAGAGUCAGACAAGAACAGGAAAUGCAAAAAGCUCCUCAUGAAGAUGACCAGGAAUCCUCAGAAUGCAAUUUGCACCACGAUCUCAUUAAGGGAGAUUCUUUUAGUCAGCAGCAAUUUCCUGCUCUGUUGGUACAGCAGGAGCCAGAAAUAUCUACAGGGUCUCCAACAGACCAAAUGAGAUCCUUAGAGAACAGUAAUGACAGCCAGACCUCAAGGUCUCAGCAUCCUCCAUUGGUUACCAGUUCCAGUCCUUGUGACAUUUCCACCAAUGGCACUCGCAACGUGCAUAAAAGCCACCCACCAAAGCGAGUCUUCCCAUGGAUGAAGGGAACAAGACACAACACCAAGCGCAACAGUAGCCUUCCUUCUGCAGACCCUGGAUCUCCACCACCCCUUUCCUCUUCCAAGAGACUCCGCACGGCCUACACUCAUACACAGCUGGUGGAACUGGAGAAAGAGUUCCACUUUAAUAGGUACCUCUGCCGCCCACGGAGGUUGGAGAUGGCUCGGCUUCUCAGGCUGUCAGAAAGGCAAAUCAAGAUCUGGUUCCAGAACAGAAGGAUGAAAUACAAGAAGGAUAUUCGGUCAGCCAAGGGGACCAAUAAGAAGUCACCAAAUCAAAGUCCUCAAGUGAGCUUCUAUUACAGUGAAAUGGAGCCUGAAUGUGAGACAGACUCAUUGAGUUCUUGCAACGAAGCCCAGGGUGCAGUUUACAGCACAGCAACUGAAGCUGAUGCCCUUUUCCUCAGCCCCCUAACUUCUGUCCCCUUGGAGUACUGCCCCCUCUCUGUUCAAGGAGAAAGCCAUUCUUAUGGACUCCCAGUCCUGCAAGAAAACCUGAGUGAGAUGGGAGAAAAUUACCUGGGAAAUGUGCCCGAGGCUGAUUCAGUCUACAGCUUCCCUGAUUGCUCCUUAACAAACCUGGACUACAGCUGUUUUGCUGAACUCCCCGGCCACCACCAGCUUGGGCCUUCCAACUCACAUCCCGUUUACACAGAUUUUGCCACACAUCCUGUGCCUCAGGGAGAUUCUCAGGGACCUGUAAAUCUUAUGCAUCUGUGAGGGGCUCCCUGCCAUGGAAACCAAACCAGGGGAAUUGCUACAGUGCUAUUAUCUCAUUAAGAAAAAAUACCUCUAAGUGCAACCAAGAGAAUGCCUUCUUUCUCCAACCUCUCAGCCCACACAUUACCUCUUAUUUAUUUAACUGUACUGAAAAUCAUUCAGAGUGUGGGGGCAGAGAGCACAGGGCUGAGACCUUGCCAGGUUUUACCAAGGCAUAUUGCCAGCUAUUAUUAUUAUUAUUAUUAUUAUUAUUAUUAUUAUUAUUAUGUCAGUCUAAUAGCUUAGUUUAUGCCUUAUGUAAAUAAAUAUUAACUGCCAUCAAGUCGACUUUAACUUAUGGUGACCCCAUGAAUGAGAGAUCUCGAAAUCACUCUAUAGUAGUCAGCAGCCCUGCUCAGGUCUUGCAAACUUAGGGCUCAGGCUUCCUCGAUUGAGUUUGUUCAUCUGAAAUGUAGUCUUCCGCUUUUCAUGCUGCCUUCUACCUUAUAAAGUGUUAUUAUCUUUUCUGAUGAGUCAUGCCUCCUCAUGAGAAAAAAAAAACACCUUUGUGAAAACAGCAUUUCUACCCCAUGGCUAGAAAUUACUUUUUUUUUCUGUGUCAGGAGUGACUUGAGAAACUGCAAGUCACUUUUGGUAUAAGAGAAUUGGCCAUCUGCAAGAAAGUUGCUCAGGGGAUGCCGGAUGUUUUUGAUGUUUUACCAUCCUUGUGUCUCAUGUCCUCGCAUGGGGAGCUGGAGCUGACAGAGGGGGCUCAUCUGCACUUUCCCUGGAUUCAAAGCUCAUCUAUGUUCUCCCCGAAUUUCAACUCCUGUCGGCACAAGGGGUGGGGGGGCUCCUCCUAGAAAUUACUUAGGGAGACUUGAGUGCAGUGGGAUUGGCCAGCACAAUGAAAUGAAAAAUAAAGGAGACACACAACACAUGCAAGGACAUUAUAUCUAGUUUGCAUAAUUUGCUCCACAUCCUGGAAAUCAACAUGUAGGUAGGCAGGGUGAAUGUCAGCCAUUGGGCACAACAGAUAGGCUACUCUUGCUGGGUCCUUAUGUUUUGUUGGGUUCUAAUGCCUUCUUUACAGCUACAGAUCCAUGAUGAGGCUCCUGAUGCAUUCCCUGUGGCUACUACACGUUUGUAGUGGAUUUCUGACAUUCUGUACCUCUCAGCCUUAUGAUCUUUUUCUUAAAGAGAGACAAGCAAUAAAGUAGUAAAGAUUUCUCACUCCCAAUUAUAUAAUAAUAGCAGGAAGAAAAUAAUUUUCCUAUUCUUAGCACCCCUAAAUCAUACUGCAGAAAACUUUGUGCAGACAAGAAUGGUUUUUUUAGGGACUGCUAAUUCUGCUCGGGAAAACAAAUUCUAGGCUUCUGCAGUCCUUAGUUCUAAUAUAUCUGUCUUUUGCACCAAACUCUGAUUGGUGGCUCUCAAGGUAAAACAAAACAAAACAAAACAAAUUGGAUCAUGCAAAUCAAGUUUGCUGACUCCUAUGUAGAAAACACUUUGAAAUCUACAGUCCUACAUUGCCAGUGCUUGAAAACCAAAUCACUAUCCUCAAUUGCUAUUGUCUCUCUUACAAAUAUUUUUAGAAAGGGGAUUGUAGCUCCUGAAUCACCCCAGCUAGCAUAGACACUAACCAUGUUGGCUGGGGGAUUCUGGGAGUUGUAGUUAAAAAAAAUGUAAAUUUCCCAAGCACUGAGCAAAGCUGAGGAGAUAUGUUCCCACUUCUUUCUCCUUCACCUGCUAUUUGGCUUACAAUGGAUACAGCUUGAAAUGGAGGUACUCAUAAGGAAAGUAUUAAAAUGCAAGGAUCUAUGUUUAUUCCCAUCAGCAAACGAGUUCUGUUUAAAUUAGUGGUUCCUAAUCUGUGGUCUGUGGACCACCAGUGAUUUGCAAGAAUGAAAAUAUGGUCCACGGCCUCACCAUUACCACACCAUUGCCUCGAAACCACACAACAACGGGAGAGACUUGUCUCAUGAAACCCUGUUAUAAUGUCGAGACAAUGGGGAUGCCAGGAGGGAGAGGCUGACUAUCUACAAAAGAUUACUACUACCACAUCAGCUCUAGAUUAUUAAAUAAGUUUUUUUAUCAGCAAGCAGAUGGCAUAUGUUCUGUAUCAGAAACUAGAGCUGAUGUGAUCUAUCCAAUGCAAUUUUCAGAAUCAGUACUCCAAAUAACCAAACUGAAUCUAAAGUUGACCAAUACCGAUUUGUAACCCUUUUGGUACUAGUGUUGGAAAGUGGUCCCUGGUCAAAAAAAGGUUGGGAACCACUGGUUUAAAUCUUCAAUAGAGGCUGGUCUUUUGCAAAGCUAAGAAGUCUUAAUUGCCUGUCUAAGGAAUAUCUUAUG
Molecule: messenger RNA, 3583 nt
Organism: Anolis sagrei ordinatus
Lineage: Eukaryota; Metazoa; Chordata; Lepidosauria; Squamata; Anolidae
Product: homeobox protein Hox-D3-like
Biological process (GO): regulation of transcription by RNA polymerase II; embryonic skeletal system morphogenesis; anterior/posterior pattern specification
Cellular component (GO): nucleus
Molecular function (GO): DNA-binding transcription factor activity, RNA polymerase II-specific; RNA polymerase II cis-regulatory region sequence-specific DNA binding
Source: RefSeq, a predicted model, not a curated record